Molecule: messenger RNA, 1701 nt
Organism: Pseudozyma flocculosa PF-1
Lineage: Eukaryota; Fungi; Basidiomycota; Ustilaginomycetes; Ustilaginales; Ustilaginaceae
Exons: 1
Coding region: 1-1701 (566 amino acids)
Molecular function (GO): acid phosphatase activity
Source: RefSeq, a predicted model, not a curated record
AUGCCGUGCACUCGCUUCUCGAUGCGGCUGCUGACCGCGGGAUUGCUGGCGAGCACGCUGCUCGUCUCGGCCUCGCCCGCCUAUCUGCUGGACCGCCAGCUGCACCUCGAGCCUCGACAGGCCAAUGACACUGCCACGCCCACCACCGACGCCGCGGGCGCCUUCCCGACCGACGUGGGCUACCUCGGUACCACCAAGCCGGGCGCCGCUCCCUUCCUCGUCGUCAACGACCGCAUCCCCGGCUCCCGGGGCAACUCGCCCGUCGAGACGCGAUGGAACACGACGGGCCCAUCCGACCCGUCGUUUGACAUCUUCAAAAACGUGGGCAACGAGUCGCCCUACUUUUCCACUCCCCUCUUUGCCAGCUUCCAGGAAAAGGCCGCCGUGCUGCCCGAGACGUGCACCGUGUCCCAGGUGCACCUGCUCCACCGCCACGGCGCGCGCUAUCCGACCUCGAGCACCACCGAGGGCGCCCCGCUGUUUGGCGCGACCAUCGCAAACGCCUCCAAGGCCGACGCCUUCAACGCCACCGGACCGCUCAGCUUCCUCAACGACUGGCAGUACCAGCUCGGCGCAGAGCUCCUCGUGCCCCUCGGCGCCCAGCAGCUCUUUGACUCGGGCGUACAUGCCUACUACCGCUACGGCCGCCUCUACAACGCCACCACCCAGCCCCACAAGCCCGUCGUGCGCACCACGUCCGAGUCGCGCAUGCUCGACUCGGCCCGCUACUUUUCCCUCGGCUUCUGGGGCUGGGAUGCGCCCAACCUCAUCAACCUCGAGGUCGUCCUCGAGGCCGGAGAAGGACUCGCCCCCGGCGCCUUCAACAACACCCUCGCCCCCUACGACACGUGCAACAACAGCGACACCAUCACCGUCGGCGACACCUACCUCCGCCCCGUCUGGGACGAAAUCUACCUCGCCAACGCCACGAAGCGCCUCCAGCCCUACGUCGACGGCCUCAACCUCACGACCGACCUCGUCUACGGCAUGCAGAGCCUCUGCGCCUACGAGACCGUCACGCUGGGCUACUCGGACUUUUGCUUGCUCUUUACCCAGCAGGAGUGGGAGGGCUACGAGUACGACCUCGACCUCCAGUUCCAGGGCGACUACGGCAUGAUGUCCCCCACCGGCCGCGCCCAGGGCAUCGGGUACGUCCAGGAGCUCCUCGCCCGCCUCACCAACACCACCCUCGCCGCCGGCAACCUCAACGUCACGACCCAGAACACGACGCUCGACUUUGACCCCGCCCGCUUCCCCAUCGACCAGCCGCUGUACUUUGACUUCACCCACGACGACGUCAUCGUCAGCGUCCUCGCCGCGCUCAACUACCAGCAGGUCGUCGGCGACUUCCUCGAUCCGACCAAGCCGGACCCGAACCGCACCUUCCGCCUGUCGCACAUCACGCCAUUUGCCGCCCGCCUGUUUUUCGAAGUCGUCGACUGCACCGGCGGCAGCGGCAGCGGCAGCGGCUCGGUCGAGGCGGGGCGAUACAUCCGCACCGUCCUCAACGACGCCGUCGUGCCCCUCGACGACAACCAGGGAUGCCAGCCCAACGACCACGGCCUCUGCAAGCUCGACGACUUUGUCAGGUACCAGCAGCAGAAUGCCGAAAAGGCCGCCAACUUUGACAAGGCCUGCUUUGGCGUCAACGGCACCGACUUUACCAUCACCGGACCCGUCAGGAACGGCACCGUCUACUAG